Messenger RNA from Spodoptera frugiperda (fall armyworm), 1568 nucleotides. RefSeq names its product protein fuzzy homolog (gene fy). The coding region runs from base 175 to 1416 and encodes 413 amino acids. NCBI's taxonomy places the organism in Eukaryota, Metazoa, Arthropoda, Insecta, Lepidoptera, Noctuidae. The record is from RefSeq and is a predicted model, not a curated record. Gene Ontology annotation, biological process: vesicle-mediated transport; non-motile cilium assembly. The transcript has 8 exons.
UAUUUUCUACUAGUAUUCAGCUAAUUAACGAGGAACUUUUAAUUGUUAACAUGGCAACAUUUUUCUGUCAAGGUCAAUGUCAUUGUGUUGUCAAAAAAGUUUAAAAAGUUGUUGAACUUUGCGACUUAAUCUUUGGAAAAAGUUUUAAAACUGUAUAAAAAAAUAAUAAAUAAUAUGUCAGUUGUUGUAAUUGCUGUAGCCACUGAAAGUGGUGUGCCAAUAUUUUCAAGGAAACGCGGUAAUAAUGAGAACGUACAGUUUUCCACCAUAGCGUCACUCCAUGGCAUCAACAUGUUUAGUAAAUGUCACAAUUUAUCCAUGCUCAACACACAAGUUGAUAAUGGAACUAUUCUCUGGAAAGAAUAUUGUAAAAGUGUCACAUUAAUAGGUGUCACAACAGGUGGAUUGGAAUGUGACCUAGAACUUCUACUGUCCUGCGUUCACGAUACUAUGGUCUUCUGCAUAGGAAAGAAAGAGCUGGAAAAUUUAAAGAACAUUGACCAAAUAAAAAGGGACUUGAGACAGUGUUACCCUAUCUUGGACUAUCUACUGGAGUCUUUAGAUCCCAAUACAUUGUCAAGUCCACUUCCAACAUUAGUUCUGGAUUUGAUACAAAGCAUUUUAUGCCCACAAGCGCAGCAGCUACAGCAAGCACUGGACAAUUACGCAGAAAGUGUGACAGGCAGAUGGGCUUGUCUUAUAAUCCAUGGUCACCUAGUUGCCACCAGUUCGGAUUUCUAUGAACUUGAUCCAAGAGAAGCGAGACUCAUGUUGUUGCUGGCAGCCGCACAGGAUGGUGCACCGUUACGGGACACUCCUGUGUAUUUACCGCAAAUGAGUCCCAAUGUAGCAUUCAGAGCGGUGACAUGUAAACUUCUUGCUGAUGUUUACAUUCUUGUUGUGUGCGGAGCAACCCCGGCGUUGUCACAGAUUGACGAAAUAGUUCUGCAAUGCUGGGAAAGUUAUGCAUCAAUUAUAAAAGAAGCAAAGCUCGUUCACCCUCGGAAUUUCCCUAUGAGCUUGACAUUUGAACCAUGUGUUUUAGGAUUACUUGUAAUAAACAUAAAUAAGCGUCGUUGUGUAUUUUCACGGCACUUACACCUAUCAAGCCAAAAAGGUAGAGGAAUGUCAGGGGCACAUAGAAUGGACAUCCUACGGACUUUUUACGUGACAUCUGCAAGAGAUUUAGCACCAGAAUUAAAACUUAAAGAUGGGAAUCACAAAGAAUUAAAUGACGAGAUUGGCAAUAUGUGCGAAACUUAUUGGUGUUCAGAAUAUCACAAAUGUCAUGCACAAAGAUCUGGUAAUAUUCUGUGCUGCGCACUUUAUGCAUCGACAGUGCAAUUGCACACUAUCAGAUUAAUAACAAGCCAAAUACUGCAAGAUUUGAGUACCAAUAAAGAUGUUUACUGGUGAAGAGAUGUUAUGUAUUCUAUGAAUGAUAAGACUGAACCCAUGUACAUGAUGUAAGAUCACAUUUAUUAGUGAUGCCAUAUAGUGGAAUCUUUAAUGUUUAAGUUGAAGAAGAAUAGCUUCUUAUUUAUUAAGAAGUAAAAUACAAAUGUAUA